Molecule: messenger RNA, 387 nt
Organism: Dibothriocephalus latus
Lineage: Eukaryota; Metazoa; Platyhelminthes; Cestoda; Diphyllobothriidea; Diphyllobothriidae
Source: the annotation of a GenBank genome assembly
AUGUCGCGUGAAGUGAGGACUAAUGUCCGUUUAAUGCGUCCGGGCAUCGCUGUUCUAAUUCUCAGCGGACGUUACGCUGGCAGAAAAGCGAUUGUUAUUAAGAGCUAUGACGACGGCUCGAAUGAGAAGCCCUACGGACACGCUCUUGUGGUUGGAAUCGAUCGCUACCCGCGCCGCAUUCUGCGUAAGAUGGGGAAGAAACGAAUCGACAACCGAUCAAAGAUAAAGCCCUUCAUUAAGCUUGUAAAUUACAAUCACCUUAUGCCAACACGGCACUCGGUCAACAUCCCCUUCAACACAACCGUCAUCAACAAGAACUGUCUGGCGGAUAAGCCGAAAAAGCGCGUUGCACUCCUGGAUGCUAAACUGAAGCUGCAGCAAAGGUAA